This is a messenger RNA of Mizuhopecten yessoensis (Yesso scallop), 1678 nucleotides long. RefSeq lists its product as uncharacterized. Bases 16 to 591 code for a protein of 191 amino acids. The record is from RefSeq and is a predicted model, not a curated record. The transcript has 5 exons. Gene Ontology annotation, cellular component: nucleoplasm. Gene Ontology annotation, biological process: regulation of non-canonical NF-kappaB signal transduction. Lineage: Eukaryota; Metazoa; Mollusca; Bivalvia; Pectinida; Pectinidae.
UAAAAAUUCGCGGUAAUGCCUCCUUUAAACCGGAAGCGGUUUUUGCGCAUGUCUUUCGCCGGUGCAAUUUUCUCUUCCUGUUACCAGAUUGAACUUGUUUUUGAAAAAGAAGAAAUGCCUCAGGAGGAUCAUCUUGGAGGGGAGUGGGCCCACAGUACUCUCAACCGGGCACAGAUGAUGGGACAGGAUGUUCUUCAGCGCACAAUGAUGCGGAAGAUAGAAUGGCCUUCCCAGAAACUGGACCAGAAAAAUCCUGUUGAGGACCCAUUGGUAUAUACAACAGUGGAUGACGCAUUUGCCUCUGUGCUACAGUUCAUGUCUCAGACAACCAGGCAGUGUCAGAGGUUUUACAAGAGCAAUGAGGAGAGCAUCCAGAAUCAGUGUGAUGAAGUGCAUUGUAGCCGCUUCCAUACCCCAGCUUAUACAGAGAUCCAACACAAAAACCCACUACAGAGGACAGAGGAUGUCCAUGUGGUUGUCCAUCCUGGGACAUAUGCUGUCACCGCUGGGUCCUGGGGAACACAGCAACAACAGACACACAUGGUCAAUGUGAAUCAAGGACAGACAGUCAGUCUUGACUUUUGUAUGUGACAACGGCCAGCUUUAGUAGUCAUCUGUGAAUAUAGGACAUAUUCAUCUUUCAUAAGAUGUCUUGUUGUUCGACUGAUCUGUGAUUUUUUUAUGACUGGAGGAAAACUUUUGCCACCUGCUAUUGCAAUCAUUGAGAGUAAAACAUUCAAUAGUGUUGUGCAAUUUCUUGUGGAUGAGAUUCAUGUCAGGUUCUGAUUCAGCCAGAACGGUGUAUAGAGAUAUUAACUGAGGGAGAGAAACAUGCAAUACUUUUCUAUACAAAAUUAUCAAUUAUUUCAAGACAAGUGUAAAAAAAAUGCAUUCAUUAUUUUAACAGCAUUUUAUAAAAAUAAAUCUUUUGAUUCUAUUAACUUUAAAGUGUAAUAGUUUUUGAUAAUGAAACAUGAUGGGUUUUGUGUAGUUAGUAAAUGUUAUCUCCAAAUGUUCAAUAUUUAAAAACAUUCUUCUAAGUUGGUGAAUAUUUGGUGAUUUUUACUUAUUUGUAAUGGAAACCGAUAUUAUUAGCAUGUAUUAGCAAGGAAAUUUGUGAGAAAGUGUGUGUGGGUUUUUUCUGUAUAAAUGUGGUUUGUUCAGUCCUGAGAAGAAAAUCAGGUAAAAGCCCUACAAGUAUAGCUGUGAUUUAGAAGGUUUCAAUCCAAAUACACAUGAUGAGUGAUUGAUCAAUUUAUGUUUUAAAGAGCACACAUCUGCUCUAAAUAUUAUUUUAUUGAUAUUUAUAAUUAUAUGGUAUUUAAAUUAUUUUGACUUUGCAGAACAUUCCUAUUCUCAAUUCUUGUUUAUCUUUAAAGCAAUGACUGAAUUUCUCUUCAUGCAUUCAUAUAUCUAUUCUAUUUUACCUAAACUUCUUUUUGACAAUCUUUUAUCUGCAGGGUCACUACGUCUUUACUAAUAAUGAUCUUGUCUUCUGUUAUAUGUUUGCAGGAUGAUCAAUCUAUAGGUUAGCUGAUGUUGGGAACUUUUAUUCUCCUUACUUUUUUCUUGGAAUGUUUGUUUCUCAAAUUUACUUUGAAUGCAUAAUUUGUGGAAUUUUACAGUGUCUAGAGAAUUUCUUAUCUACUUAUUUGCAAUAAAAAUGUAUCAACAAUUA